This is a messenger RNA of Aspergillus terreus NIH2624, 765 nucleotides long. RefSeq lists its product as uncharacterized. The record is from RefSeq and is a predicted model, not a curated record. Lineage: Eukaryota; Fungi; Ascomycota; Eurotiomycetes; Eurotiales; Aspergillaceae. The coding region runs from base 1 to 765 and encodes 254 amino acids. The transcript is spliced from 4 exons.
AUGUCAGUUACCGAUCAAUCCUCCGGGCCUCUUCCACUGAACUACAGUCUAGCCAAGCGGAAAUUCCGCAUCAUACGAUUCUGGUUGCUCGUAUCUAUGGACUCGGUGGCCUUCCCCAUUGGUCUCUACUAUCUCCUGACCAGGGCCACGACAUUGUCUCUCACAGUUGGUGUUUCUAUUGGCAGUUUUCACGAUAGUAACAUUGACAUUGUUCGGAACGUUCGCAACGGAAUCAUUCCAGAGAUCAUGGCGUCUGUGGCGGAAGGGUUCUACUUUGAUUUCACCCAUUGGCACAUCCUCGCCUCCUGGGUCAUCAUCAUCGCGGAGCUAGUCGUCGGGACCAUCCCCAAUCCACCCGUGAUGCGCAUGCUGGCCAUGCCCAUUCCUUCGCUUUUCUUCAUCUUUGCGCUGGAGAUGUUUAUCCUCGAGGCGAUGUACGUUCUCGGAAGGCCGGUCCCGUUUCGAGUCUCCUCCAUCCCAAAAGGUGACCCGAUGCGUCCGGCUCUCUAUCCAUUCUUGGAAGACAUCAUCGCCGUAGAUGGCAGGGGAGGAGCCGGGUUUCGGAGCCGCCUGGAUCAGCGGUACCGAACUAGCCCGCCCUUUCGUGGAAUGCUGCACCGGUUGACUAUGCUGUGGGCGGUUCCUCAAUUCCUGGUAGCAGGAGGGACGCUGGCGGGGAUUGUACUUGCUGACCGGGAGCUGGCCUAUACGUAUAGUACGGCUUAUAUAUUGAAUGUCGGGGAUGUACUCUACGUCAACCACUAA